AUGGCCUCACUCGCGAACGCUUUGAACGACGACGACGACGACGACGACGACGACGACGAAGUUUUGGGUGGUGAAAAGAAGAGUUUUAGUACGCGAGGACGAAGAAGGAUGGUUUUAUCCACCAUACAACGAGAACAAUUACAACGACGAGGAGGAAAUUUUAAAAAUUUUGCGGACGCAGCUUUUAAAAGCCAAAGAAGCAGUGGCGAGACGAAGAAGAACAACAACAACAACAAAGAUUUAAAAUACGCGUGCUUUUAUUGCUUUAAAAAGUUCCACUCUCUGGAUCUUUUGCAAAAACACGCGGCGAAAGAAUUGCACGAUGAAAAACACGACGUGGUGUGCACGAAUUGUCGAAAGGUGUGCAAGACGUACUUUCGUUUGAGAGAACAUUUAGUGGGCGCGACGGCGAGCGAGGCGUGUAAGGAAGCGUUUGAAGAGAAAGGCGGGUGUAGAAAGUGCUUGAGGAUACCGGAGGAUGCCGGAGGAGUGCACGUGUGCGCGUUCGGGAGUAGUACUGGUAGUAGUAGUAGUGUUAGGAAAAAAGAAGGAGUAUGCGACGAGUGUGCACCGCACGUGGCGAUCGAUUGCGAGAUGAUUGCGACGACAAAAAGUGAUGAAACUUUAGCGAAAGUCUGCGUCGUAAACGGUUUGGACGAAAGCGUAUUAAUGGAGACGGUGGUGACGUUCUGUAGCAAAAACGGAGAAGAAGAAGGAAAAGAGGACGAGAAAGUGAAAGUGCUCGACUAUCGCACCGAAAUCACGGGGCUCACCGCGAGCGAUUUUGAGACAAAACUCUUGCCAACGCUUGCAGAAGCGAGAGAAGAAGUCCUCGCGUGUCUGGCCGGAGCGCACAAAAACACGCCGGAGAUGUGGAAGAAUAAGCCUCAUAAACUCGUCGUGCACGACGCUCGUCACGAUCUACGAGCGCUCCAAAUUACCGAUGAAGAUGUCCCAAACCUUUUCGAUCGCAUCCGCGACACGUCCACGUACGUUCCUUUGCAGAAAGAAAAAGGCAAGCGCGUCAAGCUGAAAAAAUUAGUCGAACAGUUUUUAGAGGCGGACGACGCCGAUGCCGACGAUACGCUGCGAAACUUUCAAAGUCCAAAUGCGCCGCACUCGCCGCACCUCGACGCGUUAGCCGCUCUGCGCUUAUACCGAGGGUGCAGAGAUAACUGCUUCCAUUUUCAAGCCGUUCAAAAAGGUCCCUUACUGCGACGUAAAGCAUCAUCGACAACACCGUCAACAACGACACCAGGGGGAGGAGGAGAGGAUGAAAUCGAAUAUUUCAAAACACCAAAAGUUCUUCUUGAAAAUGAAGAAGAAAAGAACGACGAGAAAGACACGUGGCUUUGUUGUUGGUGCGAAGAUUUUGCAUCUGGUGCAAACACACACGAGUAA
Bathycoccus prasinos is the source of this 1401-nucleotide messenger RNA. RefSeq lists its product with no specific name. NCBI's taxonomy places the organism in Eukaryota, Viridiplantae, Chlorophyta, Mamiellophyceae, Mamiellales, Bathycoccaceae. Gene Ontology annotation, molecular function: nucleic acid binding; 3'-5' exonuclease activity. The transcript has a single exon. Gene Ontology annotation, cellular component: nucleus. Gene Ontology annotation, biological process: nucleobase-containing compound metabolic process. The record is from RefSeq and is a predicted model, not a curated record. The coding region runs from base 1 to 1401 and encodes 466 amino acids.